Solanum lycopersicum (tomato) is the source of this 1298-nucleotide messenger RNA. RefSeq names its product acetylserotonin O-methyltransferase-like. Gene Ontology annotation, molecular function: S-adenosylmethionine-dependent methyltransferase activity; protein dimerization activity; O-methyltransferase activity. The record is from RefSeq and is a predicted model, not a curated record. Lineage: Eukaryota; Viridiplantae; Streptophyta; Magnoliopsida; Solanales; Solanaceae. Gene Ontology annotation, biological process: methylation.
CACUUAUUUAUGUUACACCAAAAUCUUUUACAAUAUGGCGAAAGAAAUAAAUGGAUUAAACCAUAUAGGAUCCGGAGAGGAAGAAGUUCAAGCGGAUAUAUGGAGAUGCAUAUCUGGUUUCGCUGAAAUGGCUGUCGCCAAAUGUGCUAUUGAAUUGGGGAUUUCUGAUUUCUUGGAAAACCAUCAAGAACCUGUUCCCUUAAGCCAAUUGUCCUCUGCACUAGGCUGCUCUGCUUCUUCCCUGCAUCGGAUCCUCAGGUUCUUGAUAAACAGGGGAAUAUUCAAAUUGGUGUCAAUUACUGGAAAUGGCGAAAUGGGUUAUGUACAAACACCUGUUUCUCGUCUGCUUAAAAGAGAUGGAGAAAAUAGCAUGGCUGCACUUGUCUUACUUGAAAGUAGCCCAGUUAUGCUUGCCCCAUGGCACUAUCUCAGUGCCCGCGUUUUGUCAAAGGAAAAUGGUGGAGCAUUCUGUGCGGCUCACGGAAAGGACUUGUGGGAGUAUGCAAAAAUCAAUCCGGAGCAUAGCAAACUGAUCAACGACGCACUGGCAUGUCAUGCGAGGGUGACAAUGCAUGCGAUUAUCAAUAAUUGUGCGGAGAUAUUCAAAGGGAUAGAAUCAUUGGUGGAUGUUGGUGGAGGUAACGGAACAACUGUUGGUAUGUUGGUGAAGGCAUUUCCAUGGAUAAACGGGAUCAACUUUGAUCUCCCUCAUGUUGUGUCUGUUGCUCCUCCUUGUCAUGGUGUUGUACAUGUUGAAGGCGAUAUGUUUCAUUCUGUUCCCAAAGCUCAUGCUGUUUUCCUCAUGUCGGUUUUACAUGAUUGGGGUGAUGAUGAAUGCAUUCAAAUCUUGAAAAAGUGCAUAGAGGCAAUUCCAAAAGACACAGGAAAAGUGAUCAUUGUGGAGGCAGUUAUUGAUGAAAAAAUAGGCAAAGGAAAAAACCUAAAGGAUGUUGGUCUGAUGUUAGAUAUGAUAAUGAUGGCUCACACAACUAAUGGGAAAGAGAGAAGUGCAAAAGAAUGGGAUCAUAUUCUGAGUGCAGCUGGAUUCAGUAGCCACUCUAUUCUGCAAACUUCUGCUAUUGAACCUCUUAUUCUGGCUUAUCCUUGACUUGCUCUUCUAUUUCUUUUAAGAAAAAUUAAAAAACGUCCCAAGACUAUCCAUAGCAAAGCGGCUAUCAUUAUGUUAUGCUUGUAUUCAAUAAAAUAAAAAUAAUAAAUCAGUAUUAAAUGUGAGAUUAUAAUAUUAAGUAUGUUAUAGUAUCUAUUCUACUGCUUGUCAAUGUAAUUAUUUGAAAUCA